Messenger RNA from Larimichthys crocea (large yellow croaker), 1938 nucleotides. Its product is annotated as acyl-coenzyme A thioesterase 1-like. Gene Ontology annotation, biological process: fatty acid metabolic process; acyl-CoA metabolic process. NCBI's taxonomy places the organism in Eukaryota, Metazoa, Chordata, Actinopteri, Sciaenidae. The coding region runs from base 149 to 1417 and encodes 422 amino acids. Gene Ontology annotation, molecular function: fatty acyl-CoA hydrolase activity. The record is from RefSeq and is a predicted model, not a curated record. The transcript has 4 exons.
GUCACCGACCGUAAGCGACCUUUACUUUACCUCAGAUGGAGUUAUAUAAGUUGGAGUAACGGUGGUUUGGAGGCUGUUUCUACCUGUUCGUACCGACCUCACAGGCUGCGUCCACCGUUACCGUCUCAGAUCUUCAGCUUCAGAAGAGAUGACCUCCCAAGUCAGACUGAGGCUGCUGCCGAGCGCCAGAUGCCUGUUUGAUGAGCCUAUUCAGGUGAAGGUGGCCGGGCUGAAGUCCAAACAGGUGGUCACCAUGAGAGCCAGAUCGACUGACGAGAAGGGAGUGGUGUAUAGCUCCUCAGCCACCUACAGGGCUGAUGGGAACGGGGAGGUCGACCUGGAGAGAGACCCCUCGCUCAGCGGGAGCUACGUCGGGGUCGAACCCAUGGGCCUGCUGUGGUCGAUGAAGGCAGAGGCUUUGCACAAACGGUUUCUGAAGAUGAGUUCACUGAACCCCCACGUGGUGAAGUUCUCCGUGCACGAGGAGGAGGAAGGGGAGGGCAGGAUGCUGGCAGAGGCGACCAAUGAGAGGUUUCUGAUUGGAGAUGGAGUCAGCCGGCUUCCCGUCAAAGAGGGGAACGUUCGGGGAGUCCUGUUUACUCCUCCAGGUGAAGGUCCAUUCCCAGCUGUGUUGGAUCUGUACACUUUGGGCGGCGGUGUGUCUGAGAAAAGGGCCGCUCUGCUGGCCAGUCGAGGAUUCGUGGUCAUGACCAUCGCGCUGUUUGGACAGGACGACAUGCCGAAGAACAACCUGGUUCAUCUGGACUUUUUUGAGGAAGCAAUAGAGUUUUUAAAAAGACAAGAUAAGGUGGGCAGCAAAGGAGUUGGUGUAAUGUCAAUUUCAAAAAGUGGAGACCUCGCUCUUUCAAUGGCCUCUUAUCUGCCAGGCAUCGAGGCCACUGUGUGCAUCAAUGGCUUAUGUGCCAAUACUGCUUUCCCUCUCUUCUAUAAGAAGAGCAAAAUCCUCCCUCCGUUAAGUUUCGACGUCAGCAAGAUGAUUCCUGCUGAGUCAGGGGCCGUCAUGGGCAAAAAUAUUAUGAGCAACCCGCUGGCAGAGGAGAACAAGGACUGUCUGAUCCCCAUCGAACAAGCCAAGGGACGUUUCCUCUUCCUGGCUUCAGAGGACGACCUCAACUGGGACAGCAAAGCAUCCUUGGAUGGGAUGGUGGAGCGACUGAAGCGUCACGGGAAGGACAACUUUGAGAGCGUGUCUUACCCCGGAGCAGGACAUUACCUGGAGCCGCCUUACGGUCCCUACUGCCCCUCCAGUUUCCAUGUGGUUGUGGGUAAACCGAUCCUGUGGGGGGGUGAGCCCAAAUCUCACGCAGCAGCUGAAGUCCACAUGUGGAAGAAGGUCCAGGAGUUUUUCAGAGCUCACCUGAGCUGUGAUGGCGCACAGAGAAAAGAUAAAAACUGAAAUAAAGAAUAAACAAAGAUAGAAUAAUGGAUACAGAUAUUACGACACAGAAGACGUCUUGGUUGCCGGUUAACCGUAAAUCAGUGUUUUGCAACAAAGCAAAUGAUUCAGUGUUUGAUUGAUGACUUUAUACUUGAACACAACCUUUUUCUAACAUCAACUGUAUUAACUGUACAUGGUACUCUGGCGCCUAUUAACGUGUCAACACAGACCUGCUAGUAUUUGUCUCUUCACGAUUUUAAUCACAUAAUUAAACACGUUGUUUAACUAUUUUUUUGUCUUAGUUUGAAGAGAGUUUGAAAGCCUAGCUUUGAACAGUGUUCUCUGUUUCUUUGAAUGUAACUUUGUUGUUUCUGUAAUCUGAGGUUCUGUGUUUAGUUUACAAUUCAUACUAUCACAUCUGAAUUUGGUUGCAGCAGGACAAAAAGGUCUUGGAAGGUGUUAUAGUUGCCACAUGUUUGCAUUUGAAAUGUUCACUGUAUUUUCUUGUGGGAUGUUUUAUUAAAAGGAUCAGAAAUCUG